This is a messenger RNA of Acyrthosiphon pisum (pea aphid), 2890 nucleotides long. RefSeq names its product maltase A3-like. Gene Ontology annotation, biological process: carbohydrate metabolic process. NCBI's taxonomy places the organism in Eukaryota, Metazoa, Arthropoda, Insecta, Hemiptera, Aphididae. The coding region runs from base 1632 to 2831 and encodes 399 amino acids. The record is from RefSeq and is a predicted model, not a curated record. The transcript has 7 exons.
AAAAAAAAUCGAGAAUUUGUCCUACAUAUGAAUUGCUAUAAAAAUGAUCAGGCAUAGUAUUCGUUAUGUGAAUAUUUGGUAAAAUUUUUAAAUAUAUAAGUUUGGUCGUUGUGGGGUAACAUGAAAAAUUUAAUUUACUUUAACAAAAUUUUGUUUUGAGUAAAAAUACACGUUGUUUUCUUCAUUUUUUUUUCUCCAACUCUUAUCUACCUAACUUAUGGUGAAGUUGAAAAUCUAUGCAUAUUUUCCGCUCCAGAAGGCAACGACAGAUAAUUCACACACAUCAUUGCAAAACCACUACAUUCAUCACACCUCUCAGAAUCUAAAAUAUCAUUUUAUACUUUUCUAAAAUAAAACUAUUCGAAAUACGGCAACAAUAUUACUAUAAAUAUAAGUUCUAUAAGCAAAAGUCUGACAUGCAUCUCUGGAAUCCAUUAGUCCAUGAAGAAAUAACGGUGAAACAUAAUGAACAAAAAAUAGUUGUUUAAACAACUUGACGAUUAUUUUCUGUUAUAUUUUUUUAGUGUGGAGGCCCAUAUGAAUAUGAUUCAAGUCUGGUUGGAUAUAGGUGUUGAAAGAUUACGAAUGGAUGCCAUUCCCACGCGUAUUAAAUAUGACAACCAGUAUUUAUUUAUUCACCUAAAUUGGACGGUGGAAAAUAACAAGGGAUGAAACUACCGCGAAUUGUUUAUCUUGACCUUCCAAAUGUAAUAACUAUAGAUCAAUUUUUUUAUUAGAACGACAUUCAAAGUUGAUAAGAUCGAAGAAUUUUUUCUACUACAAAACAUGGAAUGCCGGAUAUAACAACAUAUUAAGUGGUUACUACUCCUGUAUAAUCAACCAGGGGCCAGAAUAUAUUUCAUAACGAUAAUGCCUGUUUCCUGUUAAGUAUUAAUCUAUAUAACUAAUAAUCUAAUAUUAUAUCAUAUUAUAUUAUGUUUUUGAGAUGGAUAUAUUUUUUUUUUUUACAGUCACUGAACCAAUAGAAACAAAGCAUUAACAAAUAAAUAAAUAGUAAUCUGAAAUUGUUUUUCUAUUGAUAUGUUAGGUUUUAAAAUUUAAUACAUAAGGCACUCAGAAUCGUAUUUCGUAUGCAAUAAUUAAUUUAUAUUAUUGAAUUAAAAUUUAACACAUCAGUUACAGUAACUCAUCUAGACACCAUAUAAUGUACAGCAGAACAACUUCAACGAUUUUUUUGGUUUUUAUUUUUUCCCGAAACGUUUUUCCUCAAUAUUUUUUAAUCAAUUCCAAAAAUCCCAUACACAAACAAAAAUACUUUGUUGUUAAUAGUUUUUAGUAUUUUAUUUUGGUUCAAUUACUCAUCUACGCUGCACUUGCAGCAAUCUACGUUGAACUUUAUAUAAUUUAUAAUACAAAUUGAGCUUUUUUUAAUCUUAUUUAUAUUUCGACAGUUUUAAUUAAAUUAGAUUAUAUUAUACUAAUAAUUGUUUCUAUAAAGCAAUACAACUAAAUUUAUGAUACAUAUUAUAAAAGUUAUAUAAUAUAAUACUCUUAUCUCUAAAAUUAAAACUAUAUAAUGUCGUUCAUUAGUAGUCAACUUGCACUAGUAUUUUAAACUAUGUCUAUGUGACUUGUGGUUUAGAUUCGUAUUCUAUUUAGGUAUCAUAAAAAUGUCAUUCGUUAUAUUUCUGUGUUGUAUUAUUCUGGGUGUCAAAGCUGGGAUUAAUGAAAUAGUUGAUCUCCACCAUGAAGAAAUAUCUAGCAUUGAGUCCAACAAGAUCUUUAGUAGAACCUUCAACUUUUUGCAGAACUUGGAAAAUGAAGUUAUAGAGGACUACAUAGAAAGUAUUUCAAAUAAAUACGACUUUUUAAGCAAGAAAAAUAAAACAAACUUAGAUUGGUGGCAAACAGGCAUUAUUUAUGAAAUAUAUCCUCGAUCUUUUAUGGAUUCAACUGGCAAUGGUGUUGGAGACUUACGUGGAAUAAUUGAAAAAAUUCCCUAUCUUAAGUACUUGGGGAUAAGUGCUGUUUGGUUAACUCCAAUAUACCCUUCACCGGGACGUGAUAUGGGUUAUGACAUAACGAAUUACAGAGGAAUUGAUGAACUUAUGGGUACCAUGGAAGAUUUUGAUGAGUUAAUGGAAAAACUUCAUGAAAGCGGAAUCAAAGUUAUUCUUGAUAUUGUACCAAACCAUACAAGUGAUGAACACGAAUGGUUUGUUAAGUCUGUACAGAGUAUAGAACCGUAUACAGAUUAUUACAUAUGGGCCGAUGCAAAAUAUGUAAAUGGGACCAGACAAGUGCCAAAUAAUUGGGAAUCAGUAUUUGGAAAUAGUAUGUGGGAGUGGAAUGAAACCAGACAGAAGUAUUAUUUACAUCAGUUUUUAAAACAACAACCAGACUUGAAUUUUUGGAACCCAUUAGUCCGUGAAGAAAUAAAAGACAUGAUGCGCUUCUGGUUGGAUAAAGGUGUUGAUGGAUUUCGAUUCGAUGCAGUUGAACACCUUUAUGAGAGACAGGAUUUACUGGAUGCACCUAUAUUGGACAAUGGCCAGUUACAGACAAUUAAUUAUACACAAGGAUUAGACGAAGUUUAUUAUGAAGUAUAUGACUGGAGAUCUUUAUUAGAAGAAUAUAAGAAAAAGGAUGAUCAAACAAGAUUCAUGGUUACUGAAUCAUAUGUAGAAUUAAAAUAUUUGAUGAAAUAUUAUGGAAAUGAAACAAACCUUGGAGCCCAUUUUCCUUUUAAUGUAUGUCUUUUAGGCCUGCCUCAUCGGUCUGCGAAAGAAUUUCUUGAGAUGUUAACAGAAUGGAUGUCAAAUUUGCCAUCUGGAGCAUGGUCGAAUUGGGUUGUACGUAUAAUAGUAUAAAAUAUAUUCCUAUAGAUGCAGAAUUUUGUGAUUACCGUGGUCUAUACGUUUUAUAAUAU